Molecule: messenger RNA, 1480 nt
Organism: Portunus trituberculatus (swimming crab)
Lineage: Eukaryota; Metazoa; Arthropoda; Malacostraca; Decapoda; Portunidae
Exons: 5
Coding region: 53-568 (171 amino acids)
Source: RefSeq, a predicted model, not a curated record
CACCUUAUCCACUAGACCACUACCUCCCUAGGCAGCAGAGGAUGGUACGACCAUGUGGCGACUCAACAAGGUGCUGUACACUCACAACAACGUAGCGCUCGGGGUGAGGGACAUGUCGCUCGGCAAACACGUCCUCUUCACAACUUACGUCGGCCUACUCUCCGUCCUUCAUUCACACUUCCUUCAGACGAAGAGCUGCUCCCUCUACAUGACAGACGACAGCUACUACGGGUCCAAAAGCCUUACUCUUGCAUUCCCAAAGGGGUCCCAACUCCGUCAAAAAGUGGACCCUGUGCUCACAAGACUACGUGAGUUUGGGAUUCUGGGUCGAGCGUUCAUGAAAUUCGUAGCGCACUCCAAGACUUGCCUCAACUCUGAUCCCGGCAGCGUGGACAGCGCCCUCAGACCACUGCAGAUGGGCGAUAUGUACGGCGUGUGUCUCGUCUACGUUAGUGGAGUAGCUUUAGCGGCUGCAACUCUACUGGUGGAGGUUCUGAUCGUCUUAAGGCAGAAAGGCAGCAAGUGGUCGGUAAGAGGGAGUGAUACAAGUCAUCUUGAUCAACAGUAAUGCCUCUCGUCAUGCAAAUGUUGACUGUAAACUACGUGUUAUUAUACUCUCCUAUGUACACAUUGUCAUGAAUUAAUGUAUAAACAUACAAAAUAAAGCAAAUAUGUUUUAUAUAAAUUACAAGACUUGGUAAUACAUUGUAGUUGUUUAACUAUCAUACACACACAACGAGGGAUGUAAGAAAAUGACAGACACACCGAAUAUAAUGAUAAUAAAUACUGUACUGUACAUGGUUGACUUGAGAUUCAAUACCAUCUGGACUAGAAGAAGAAACUCAUUAAAGGUAAUACAGUAAGGCCAGGUAAUGCGGCCAGGUGUGUACUUUGGAUUGCUUUGCUCUGAAUCCUGUCUAGUAGAGCCAGAGCGACAGCUGUUUCGAACGAGAGUGGAGGUCUAGCAGGAUGAAGAGGAGCAGUUAAGGGGAACAGUCUUGCGAGUUUCCGCAUUCGCUUCACCUGCAUUGAUUAGGAAGGUUGUAGACAGGGAAAGGAACUUGGCUACUUUAUUCUCUAUGCCAAAACCUGCCAUGGAUUGCUUUACCUUCGCGUCACCUGUGCUUCUCAAUCUCAAGAAGUGCCUAAAACCAACACGUUAAGAGAUUGUCAGGAUGAAUAUCUUCAUAUCAAGAGGAACCAAUAAACACAGUGGAAGAGAGUGCUGGACUUUCCGGUACCUUAUGACCACGUGACUAUACAUAGCUACAUUGUAAAUGUAAAGACUUGAGUGUGCUUUGAUAAUAUGUUGGCGCAGUGACGCACGACACCAAGCUGGUUGGAUAGCACCACGUCAGUCCCUGCAUUUUGAAACACUUUGUUCUCUCAUCAGGAUUGCCUUCAGAUACCAAAGAGAUGAUCAACUGAUUCUGGUGGGUGUUUUUUCAAUUAUAUAUAUAUAUAUAUAUAUAUAUAUAUA